AUGACCGAACUCAGCGUUUACGACAAUGACCCGACCAUAUACCUCUUCACAUCCCUGACCGCCGGAUCUUCGCACAUCAUCACUGCCACCUCGCGAAUUGAGACAAUUCUCAGAGCGAACAAGAUCCCAUUUAAAGGGGUAGACACGGCUACUGACGAGCUAGCCAAGAAGCUGUUCCAGCGGAGAGCAAGUGGAAAGAAGUUGCCCCUGAUAGUCAAGGAAGGAUAUGUGCUAGGUGGCAUCACUGAGAUUGAAGAAUGGAACGAAUACGACGAGAUCAGAGAGGCGCUGGGGGUGACCUCAGCCUUCACCCCCUUUCCCGCCAAACCAGGGCCGCCGCCCAUGGCAGCCUCCGCCAGCACCACCGCGCCCACAUCGCUCAAGAGCGCAGCUGCAAAGGAAGACAACACCCCGACUCUAAGCCCAGAGACGAAUCUCGCGCUGCGAGAGCUGGGUGCUGAGGCAGCAAAGAAGGCAGCUUCAUUGAAGCCCGUCCCUGGCAAUAUCAAGACUACAAAUCCGUUGUUGGCUGAGAAGACGAAUACCCCGACUUCUGCGACGAUGCUCAAGAGUCCGUUGAAGGAAGAAUUGAAGAAUGUUCUUUCGCCCCGGUCUGUCCCCCUGCCUGAUACGCCCAAGGUUGCGACACCGACUACACCCAGCGUCGCGGCGGAUGCAAAGGCGGCUGAUGCUACAGCGAAGACGGAUGUAAAGGAGGACGUAAAGGAGGAUACAAAGGAAGAAGUCAAGGAAGACGCAAAGGAAGAUGAGAAGGAGGAAGUGGAUGCGGAUGCGGAUGCGGAGGCAGAGGCGGAAGUAAAGACUGAGGCAAAAGCUGACGCGACAACCGAAGAAGAGACUGAAACAAAGCCUGAGGCUAAAGUUGAAGCAAAGGCUGCGCCAAAGACUGAGGCAAAAACUGCACCAAAGACCGGAGCAAAAACCGCACCAAAGGCAGGAUCAAAGACCGAAGCUAAGACCGAGGUAAAGAAGGGUGUGAAGGCGAUAGUCAAGCCCGCUGCAAGCAAAGAUAUCAAAGCCAAGGACACCAAGGCGAAAGAUACUAAAGCAAAAGACGUCAAAUCAAAAGAUGUCAAGCCAAAGGAUACCAAGACAAGCACCACAGGCUCUAAAAUACCAAAAGCGUCAUCAUCGUCGACGGCGACAGCGACAACAAAAACAACGCGGAAACCUACAACGGGUCUCUUUGGUGUCCCAAAGACUGCGCCGAAGGCCAAGCCCAAAGCGGCAUCUACAUCUACGAGCAAAACUGCAACCUCUGCAACCUCUGCAUCAACCAGCAGGGCUGCGACCUCGGCAUCUGCUAGCAAAGCUGCGGUCAAAUCCAAGGAUGCAAAGCCAAAGGAUGCAAAGGCAACAAAAGCAACUGCUGCGAAGAGCAUUCCCAAGAUAUCCGAUGUACAAAAACCCGUCCAAACACCUCCUUCCAUGCAUGAUGACGCCAAGAAUGUCGCGCUGAGUGCCGGUCCGAUUAGCACUACUCAGGCAGAAGCCAGUAAAGAGGAAAAGGAAGAGGAAAAGGGGGGUAGUAACGAGGAAGAAGACUCUGAAGAGGAAAGCUCUGAAGAGGAAGACGAUGAGGAGACAGACAAAGAUGCUAGCACAGCCGCAGCCACAAAGGAAGGGACUACUACUGCUGCUGCUGCCGCCGCCGCUGCCACCAAAGAAAGCACUUCUGAGGAGGAGGACGACGAAGAGGACAGUGACGAGGAAGAAAGCUCCGAAGAAGAAUCUGCAGAGGGCGAAGCCGCAAAGGGAAAAGCAGCAGUACCAGCAGAGAAGAAAAAAGAGGAAGAAGAGGAUGAUGACGACGACGAAGAAGAAGACAGCGACGAUGACGAAGAAGAAAGUAGCAAAGAAGAAGAAAAAGAUGAAAAGGACCCCAAGACCCAGGAACAACCUGCAAAAGCCCAGGAUAAAGCCGGUGUCAGUGUAAAAGACUAG
Molecule: messenger RNA, 1965 nt
Organism: Bipolaris oryzae ATCC 44560
Lineage: Eukaryota; Fungi; Ascomycota; Dothideomycetes; Pleosporales; Pleosporaceae
Exons: 2
Coding region: 1-1965 (654 amino acids)
Cellular component (GO): cytoplasm
Source: RefSeq, a predicted model, not a curated record